AUGCCAUUGGGUUUGGUUACAAAAUCGAAGAGCCAGACAACAGCCGUUCGUGACCCAGGUGGGCCGAGGAAACCUGGUGGCGAUCGGGCCCGGAUCUGGGCACCGGCGGGGCGGGGAGGUACGCUGUCUGCUGAGAGCUCUGUACCCCCUGCCGAGGAGCUGGCUUCAGUUGGAGAGCUGGGCCUGCCCCCACUGCGGGAGCCGGAGCGUGAGAGAGAGGGGGCCGCCGCCCCUGGUACCCGAGGGGAGCAGAGACCGCUGGCGCCCCUAGUUACCACCGCUACCGGCGCCGAGCCCGCGCCCGCGCCCCUGGGCCACGGAGUGCCCCAGGCGCCUGUGGCCGUGAAGCCCCUCGGACGGCCCUUGGCCCACAAGGCUCCGGAGCCGGGGAGCCUUCCGGGGCCCGAGGAAGACAAAGACGACGCUUACGACGUAGCUGCCCGUGGUGGGGCUGCCUCGCUGGAGCGGCCCCAGGCCCUGCCGCCCAAAGAAAACCCCUGCACCAAGAAGUCUCGCUUCCUGGUGACCGCCGCUCCGGGCCAGCUCGGGUCCCAGAACCUGGCCGCCGCCGCCGCUGCUGCUGCGCUGCCACCGGAGCCAGAACUAAGUUCCCCACAAAAUAUAGAAGCAGGAAUACUCAAGACCCAGACCACCAGCAUGGCUUGUGACUUCAGUGACAUCACAAAUUGGCCAACCCCAAGUGAACUGGGGGACAUUGAACGCCAGAAAGUCACCAAUCAACCAAAGAAAAAGCCCCAAGACAGAACAGAAAAGGAAGAGAAGACUGAAAAAAGAACCAACAGGGAAAGCAAAGACAACCGUGAAGCAAAGCACAACGUCUCUGAAGAAAAUGUCAGUGAGGGAGAGGCGAAGUCCAAUCAUCGAAGAAAAAGAGCUAAUAAGCCCAAGUGGGUACCACUUCAUUUGGACGAUGUAAGACCUGAUAGGCGAGAAAGACGAGGGUCACGGAACAGCUCCAGAUCUCAGCCAGAGCCCAAUGAGUCCGCACAGAACAACCCACCAACUGACUCACCACGUCGGAGACGUGAGACAGACAACAGAGAUGAUCAGGAUGAAGUUUCCAGUGGAAGAAGUGCAGGUGGUACUAUUCCAGGUCGCUUUAGACGUCCGGGAAGAGGACCUGGCUGGGAACGAGGCCGAGACAGAGGCCACCCUCCAAGGACCUUGGAGUAUUCCUAUGAGUAUCCAGAACCACAUGGUGAAAGCCCUGACCAGCCAUUUCAACCACAACUUUACCCAAACAUGAUGUAUUACUAUGAUGAUGGCACAAGAGUUCAGAUAUAUUCUGUGGAUGAAACACUGCUUAAAGAAUACAUCAAGCGCCAAAUUGAAUAUUACUUCAGUAUAGAAAAUUUGGAACGGGACUUCUUUCUUAGGAGGAACAUGGAUGAACACGGUUUCUUGCCGAUUUCUCUGAUUGCGAGUUUCCCGCGUGUUCAAGCCCUGACUACAAAUGUUCAUCUCAUUGUGGAGGCUUUGAAAGACAGUGCAGAAGUGGAAAUCGUGGGCCAGAAUAUGAGGAAAAAGGUGGCACCAGAAAAAUGGCCAAUUCCUGACACUGCUCCACGCAAUGUGCCACAAAUUGACUUCUCUCAGCUCGUCGACUGCCCAGAGUCCAUACCGAGCAAAGCCUUUGGCUCACAUACUGGCCUAUGUCCCAGGGAUACUCCAGCCAGUGGGCAUCUUCCUGGCCCCUUCAGGGAACACAGUGGCCAGAGAAUCAUGUAUAUACAGGAGUCCCCACCUCAGCUUCAGCAGCCUCACUCUCAGGAACCACUAGCUCUGCUGCCCUUAGUUCCCCAGACCCCCACCUUCCAGGUACAGCAGCUCACCUCUCCUCUCUACCAGUUACCACAACUGCAUCAAUGCCAGAUGCAGCCAUGGCUGAAGAAAGAAGAGCAACCAUGUGAAUUGUUGCCUUCUUUUAAUGAGAAUGGACAACCUGAGCCCAGAAAUACACCCAAGCUUGGCCUUGGAUCUACAGCGGUUUUUCCCGAUGAUGUGACUGCCACCCUUGGAGACCUGGCUUCACCCCAGGAACAUCUGGAUACACCCCUACUUGAUCUACAUGCUUCCCAGGGACAUCUGGCUAUCCACCAUGGAUAUUUGGGUGCCCAGCAAGGACAUCUGUCUCCCCCUCAGGGACAUUUGGCACCCCCCAUUUAUGUUUGCAUACCCGCCAGGGACAUGUCUCCCCCUCACAGACAUCUGGCACCCCCCAGGUAUGUUUGGGUGCCCAACAAGGACAUUUACCUGCUUACCAGGAAUAUCUGGGUGCCCACCUGA
Dromiciops gliroides (monito del monte) is the source of this 2307-nucleotide messenger RNA. Its product is annotated as la-related protein 1-like. Gene Ontology annotation, cellular component: cytoplasmic stress granule; cytosol. The record is from RefSeq and is a predicted model, not a curated record. The transcript has 4 exons. Bases 1 to 2307 code for a protein of 768 amino acids. NCBI's taxonomy places the organism in Eukaryota, Metazoa, Chordata, Mammalia, Microbiotheria, Microbiotheriidae. Gene Ontology annotation, biological process: positive regulation of translation. Gene Ontology annotation, molecular function: RNA binding.